Messenger RNA from Aspergillus vadensis CBS 113365, 1182 nucleotides. Its product is annotated as putative MFS monocarboxylate transporter. Lineage: Eukaryota; Fungi; Ascomycota; Eurotiomycetes; Eurotiales; Aspergillaceae. Gene Ontology annotation, biological process: transmembrane transport. Gene Ontology annotation, molecular function: transmembrane transporter activity. The transcript is spliced from 3 exons. The record is from RefSeq and is a predicted model, not a curated record. Gene Ontology annotation, cellular component: fungal-type vacuole membrane. Bases 1 to 1182 code for a protein of 393 amino acids.
AUGGAAAAGCUUGAAUCCCCCAAAGCGGCCAGCUCGCAGAUCAAUGGGCAGAACACAGCCUAUACUACGCCGCCGAAUGGUGGUCUCCAAGCCUGGCUGCAGGUGGCAGGCUCGUUCUUCCUCUUCUUCAACUCAUGGGGAACCGUGAACACAUACGGUGCCUUCCAAACCUACUAUGAAAUCGGCCUGCUUAAGGACCAGUCCAGCUCAGACAUCUCCUGGAUUGGUGCAAUCCAAGCUUUUCUCCUCCUUCUAAUCGGAGUCAUUACCGGUCCCCUAUACGACUCGGGGUACUUUUACAUUCUCAUCCUCACCGGCUCCGCCCUCAUCGUAGUCGGAUUCAUGACACUCAGUCUCUGCACCUCAUACUGGCAAGUCCUCCUCGCUCAAGCGUUCUGUAUCGGACUCGGAAACGGAUGUCUCUACAUCCCGUCUGUGGCCAUAAUUCCAAAAUACUUCUCCUCGCGGCGUCCAAUUGCCAUAGCCCUUGCCGCGUCGGGAAGCAGCCUCGGAGGCGUUCUCUAUCCUAUAAUCUUCCGUCAACUCCAGCCUCGCAUCGGCUUCGGAUGGGCCACGCGAACCCUCGGAUUCAUAGCUCUCGCAACGACUGCCUUUUCCAUGUCCGUCAUGCGCGUGCGCCAAAUCCCCAAGCACAGACGCGUCUUGACCGAAUUGUCCGCCUUCAAAGAGAUUCCAUACACCUUAUUCUGUGUGGCCAUGUUCUUCGGUUACAUUGGCUUCUUCAACCCUAUCUUCUACGUCGAAGCUUACGCCAUCCAAAAGCAUGCUGUAGGCGAGCCCCUCGCUUUCUAUCUUGUCUCUAUCCUCAAUGCUGCGUCCGUUCCGGGGAGAAUCAUCCCAGGUCUUCUAGCCCCGCGAUUCGGCCCGUUGAAUAUUCUCCUGGACAGUGCUGUUAUAAUCCUGUAUGGAUUCUUCUCCGGGGCUUUUGUUGCACUUCCCGCUGUGGCUUUGACCUCCCUCACUCCGAACCUUGACACCUUGGGAACGAGACUUGGUAUGUGCUCGGUGUUGUGUGGGUUGGGGUCUCUAUGUGGUUCACCUGUUGCGGGUGCUAUUUUGGAUAAUACGGGGUCGUAUUUGGGGGUACAGCUGUACUCAGGGCUUAGUAUCGUAGCUACGGGUCUGCUAUUGCUCUUUGCAAGGAUAUCGAAGAAUGUCUGA